This is a messenger RNA of Acanthochromis polyacanthus (spiny chromis), 8028 nucleotides long. RefSeq names its product SAM and SH3 domain containing 1a (gene sash1a). NCBI's taxonomy places the organism in Eukaryota, Metazoa, Chordata, Actinopteri, Pomacentridae. Bases 947 to 5578 code for a protein of 1543 amino acids. Gene Ontology annotation, molecular function: protein binding. The transcript is spliced from 20 exons. The record is from RefSeq and is a predicted model, not a curated record.
GCGUGGAAAUGCUGAAUGAGUGAGAGUGUGUGUAUGAGCAAGAGAGAGAGAGGUGGACGAAAUCACAUCGUAGGGAGUAAUAAUGUCACACAAACCAGCAGCAAAGCGCCGUGCGGCAGGUUUGACAGACGCGUUUUCGUUGCGGCACCAACUUUGGACAAGUCGGUGGGAACCUGGUGACCCACUGAAUGCCCCGCGGCUGCGCGACAAGUUAGGAGCGAGAGAGGGGGUGGAGAGAGAGAGAAAAAAGGACUCGUAUCACUAUUUUUAAAUGGGUACAGUGAGAUUUUGGGGGGGCGUGGACGGCAGAGAAGAAGCAGCAGCAGCAGCAGCGAGCAUGUUGGCGCUUGGCUGCAGUUCCAGUGUAGUGAUGUGCCGGCUGGAGGAACUGGACUACGCGUAGACUGUGGACGCUGGGGUUGCCGUGAAUCAUUCGGACUUUCUUCAUUUUGAAGCUUUGUUUGGAUUUAUGUCUUGUUGCGCUGCCGUUUUUUGGCCACGCAGAGGACUCGAGGGUAGGAGCUGUUAAACGCGUUCCGUGCGUAACGGAGAGAAUCUGGUCGAGCAGCUGUUUGAAUGACAGUAGUUUUGUGAUCCAUACCUGGUUAAGAAAGCCUAAUUAUUUAAAGUGGCUGCACAUGGUAAGUCACCAUCUCAAGUGGAACUCGAGGAGUGUUGAUUUCUGAAUACUGACAGGUGUUGCAGCCAUUUGGACUGGGUUAACUGUGAUUGAAAACACCUGAGACUCAUAAGGUUGGGUAUGCUAACCAAACCUUUGGUAUGGAUGAUCCACAGAUUUAAUCCAGUUAUUUUUACGCACCAAACCCUCGAAGGAAACGCACAUUGUAACUGGCAAACCCUAUAAUGCGUUUCAAACGCCGGAUGGGAAAGUAACAGUCACUUUUCUUAUUCCUGAGUUGUAGCCGAUUAGGCAGCAGCCAAAAAAAUGACAAGCAACGGACCUGUCAUCGUCUACGAGUGGCUGAAGACCCUCCAGCUCUCCCAGUAUGUCGAGGCGUUCGUGGAUAAUGGAUACGACGAUCUGGAGGUUUGCAAACAAAUCGGAGACCCCGACUUGGAUGCCAUCGGCGUCUACAUCCCUCACCACCGGCAGAGGAUCCACGACGCGGUGAGGAGGCUGAAGGAGGAAGCCAAAGAGACGGCCAGCGGACUCUACUUCACCCUUGAGCCAAUGCCACCCGCAGCAGAGAUUUACAGCGGGCACAUGGUGGAGUACGAGUCCAAACUGCGGGGCUCCAAGUCCUGGACCGAACCCAACAGCGACCGGGUUGGGCGUAACGGUGGGUACAUGGGCGCGCAGAGGAACCUGACGCUGGGCAACAGGAGGGAGCUGGUGAUUUACCCCAAGCUGAAGCUGAAGAUCAUGAUCAGGGAUAAACUCAUCAGAGAUGGCAUCAACCUGGCCAAGCUGCCCUACUCUAAUAAGGAUGGUUCUCUGGGCAACAUAGAUGACCUUGCCCAGGAGUACUCUGAGUACUAUAACACCUGCUUCAGUGACGUCAGUGAUCGCAUGGAGGAGCUUCGCAAACGGCGAGUCUCCCAGGAGCUUGACAUGGAGAAACAGGAUCCAAGCAGCACCUCUCUACAGCUCCGUAAUGAGAUCCAGGAAUCUUUAGGAUUCAGCAGUGAGGUGUCCACUCCUGAAACAGACAGAAAAAUGCCCCUGCACAAGUCCAGCUCAGAAGAUGGAUCUGGAGGCAAAUGGGACAACAAAAAGAAGAACAAGUCUUUCUGGCAGAACUUCCGCAAGUCUCAACACAAGCCUGUUAUGCGACAGACAUCCAAAGGAGAAGAUAUUGGCUACGUUGCCAGCGAGAUCACCAUGAGCGACGAGGAGCGGAUCCAGCUGAUGAUGAUGGUGAAAGAGAAGAUGAUCACUGUAGAAGAAGCUCUGGCUCGGCUGAAGGAGUAUGAGCGCAGCAGACAGUCUAGCAGUACUGACACUGCUGAGUGGACUGACGGAUCUGCACCCAAUCUAAUCCAGUCCUCAAACUGCAACUCUCGUGAACAGUCGGAUGAUGAGCAAUCAGAGGAUUCUGUGAAGUUCAAACGACUCCACAAAUUGGUUAACUCGACACGCCGGGUCAGGAAAAAACUCAUCAAGGUGGAGGAGGGCAAGAAACAUGCCUCUGAAGAUUUUCUGAACCUUGAGGCCCCUCCCACAUGUGAGGACAACACGGCUCUAUACACAGGGGUCCUAAAGAAGCCCCUCCUGCCCCAGGAGGCUUCACUGCCCUCCCUCACCCACGAUCAGCUCUCUCUGGAUGGAGACACAGACAGUCUGACGACCUCCCCUUCCUCCAGCAGCCUGGACACCUGGUCAGGACACAAGUUGGUCAAAACCUUCAGCAAGUCUUCCAGUACCCACGGUCUCAUCCGGCCCCCCAGGAGAACCCCAGCCGGCUCCAGCGCCCUGGGAGGCUCCAUCUCCGCUGUGGCAGGCAGCGGCUCCUCCUUCUCGGAGCUCGACGGCUGCGGAUUGGACGAUGAGGGAAAGCUGUCGCGCUCCACAACUGACGGCGAGAUGAGGAAGGCGCUGAGCUCCAUCUCCCACGGGGUAAGUAACAACGAGGCCCUCUACACCUUCUAUGGCCUCACCAAACCUCGUCCCAAACCCCACUCCCAGUCCCGCCUUUUCAUCUCCUUGGAUGACGGCCACCAAGGCAGCCCCAAACAUCAGCCCGCCAGCCGGCACCACGGCACCUGGACGCACCGGAAGCCUGACCCCAACUACGCAUACUCCACCAAGCACCUGCUGUACCAGCGCUCGCGCAAUGCCAAGACCCCUGUCUCCCCCUUGUCUGUCACCCCUUCCUCCCCUGUCCGCUGUGAUGUAGCCAAAUCGAAAGGUUUUGGGAGCGGGGGAGGGGGCUGGGUGUUCCCCUCCCGCAGGCUGCGUGGCCGAACGGCAGUCAGUGAGCUGAACAUCACCUAUGUGGUAGAACGGAGCCUGUAUGGUCACCUCAACUGGGCCCAACUGGUCCGCCCAGUUACCCUCAGCCGCGCUGAGCGCCGCUGUCUAUUGGAGGAGGACCGUGAGGCGGACAGGAAGUGGGCGGCCAGCGUGGACCGCUGCACCAAGCGUGUGCUCUUGCGCAUCCAGCAGAAGUCUAGAACGUGCAGCUUCGGAGGCUUCGACCUGUCCAACCGUUCGCUCCAUGUGGUCAACACGGGCUCCGAGGCCAAUAAUAAGGAACAGGAGGCGAUUUACAGGGAGGUGGUCAAAUCCCCCACCACGUCUCGGAUCUCGCUGGGCAAGAAAGUCAAGUCGGUGAAGGAGACGAUGAGAAAACGCAUGUCGAAGAAGUACAGCAGCUCGCUGUCUGAGCAGUCCAGUCCGGAUGGAGCCCCUGGUUCCCCACAAUCCCCUCUGCCUGACACCGACUCUCUGGAGAAACCGAAGCUGAAGGCCGGAGGCUCGGUGGAAAGUCUGCGGAGUUCACUCAGCGGACAGAGUUCAAUGAGUGGACAGACGGUGAGCACCACCGACUCGUCGGCCAGUAACCGAGAAAGUGUGAAGUCAGAAGACGGUGAUGAUGAAGAGCCGCCUUACAGAGGACCGUUCUGCGGACGGGCCCGAGUCCAUACAGACUUCACUCCGAGUCCUUAUGACUCCGACUCCCUCAAACUCAAGCGUGGGGAUGUGAUCGACAUCAUCAGUAAGCCACCCAUGGGCACAUGGAUGGGCCUUCUGAACAACAAAGUGGGCACCUUCAAGUUCAUCUACGUGGACGUGCUGAACGAAGAAGAGGAGAAGCCCAAAAGGCCCGUGAGGAGACGGAGAAAGGGUCGACCACCCAAACCCACAUCGGUGGAGGAGCUGCUGGAGCGCAUCAACCUCAAGGAGCACAUGCCCACGUUCUUGUUCAACGGCUACGAGGACCUGGACACGUUCAAGUUGCUGGAAGAAGAGGACUUGGAUGAGCUGAACAUCAGAGAUCCUCAGCACAGAGCCGUGCUGCUCACUGCUGUAGAGCUGCUACAGGAGUACGACAGUAGCAGCGAUCCGGAGCGCGGCGGCCUGUCAGGCUCUCAGGAGAAGCUGCUGUCUGAGGGUCAGGGCCUGGUGGGAGACUCCCCACGGGACUCUGGGUGCUACGAGAGCAAUGAGAACCUGGAGAAUGGUAAGAGCAGGAAAACGUCCCGUUCCAGUCGUUCUUCAGCCGGACUCCAGUCUCCAGACUACCCGACACUGCCCAUGACUCUUUCUACAGAGGCUCUGCAACAAAAUGGCAAAAACCAGCGCACAAAGUUCCCAAAAAGCUUCUUCAUCAAGCCCUCCCUGAAGGGCUUCAACUUGCUGGGACUGCGUAAAGCCCACAGACAGUCCCCCAUCCCAGCCAGCCGCAGCUGUGAAGACCUGGACGGUCCCCCACAGCAGACCGGACCCUGGAAACGUUCCCAUUCUCUGGGAGAUCUGCACUGGGAGCAGAAAAAUGAUCUUAGCGUGGAGCUCAAAUCUGCUAAGGAAGCGCCCAAAUCGGACAACGGCAGCCCCAGCAACGUCUGCAGAGAUAGCGGUUCUCCAGCUCAAAAUGGGACUCCAACAGUGAGCCCUAAAGCGAGGGCCGACAGACCGCCCAUACCUUCCCAGCUGCCUCUCCGUUCCCCUUGUCCAACCGCCCAGUCCCCCAACCCUCCAGAGCCCCUCUCCAGUCCAACUCCAAGUCCUCCCGAUUCUAGUGCAAGUGGCGAGAGGGUCAUCCGGACUCACCCCAAAAAGCCUCCCAUCCCUCCUCCCGUUCCCGCCAAGAAAUCAAAAGAAAGACUCGCCAAUGGCCUGCGUCACCCGCCUCUCUCCCUGCCAUCCUCGCCGUCGCCCACUCUAUCGCCCACCCACUCCCUCAACCGCUCUCAGCCCAGCAGCCCUAUAAUCCGCAGCAGCAGCAGCAGCCCCAGCCACAGCCACGGUGCUCCCGCUCUGCCGGCCAAGACCCCAAGCACCCCGGCCAGUCCUUGUGCCACCUCCUCGGCCUCCUCCAUGGGCGAGGAAUCAGGCACUCCACCAGCAGUGCAGCCUCCGUGGCUCUCAGAUCUCGGGGGCAAGAUGGCUGUUACAAGGAAGGCUUCCCAUGCCAAGAUGGGUCCUGACUUGCUCACCCUCCUGGAACAACGGCUGCAGGCCGAGGGCAUCGAUCUCACAGAGGAGCCCUACUCUGACAAGCAUGGCCGGUGUGGCAUCCCCCAGCCGCUGGUCCAUCGUUACUCUGAGGACCUGGAGCAGCCGGUCAAGGAUGUGGCCUCCACCAUGGACCAGCUCCGAGUCAAAGAACUCCGUAAACAGCACCGUAUGGCUAUCCCCUCCGGAGGUUUGACAGAGAUGUGCCGGAAGCCUCUCGCUUUAGGAAACAUCAGCACAGUCUCCGAUUGGCUCAUCUCCAUCGGCCUGCCCAUGUACGCCACGUCUCUGGCGGCGGUGGGAGUUGACACACUGAGCCGUGUGGCCUUGUUAACGGAGAGCAGCGUGUGGGAAGCCGGGGUUCGGGACGAAAGACACGUCCGCCGCCUCAUCACCGAGGCGCGAUCGGUCAACGCACACAGAGAGGUGCAGUCCUAAUCAUGUCGGUGGAAAUCGAACAACAGGUAUCGACUCAUUGGUUUGUACCAUCUGGUUUUAACCAUGGCCAGUAGGUAGCCACGGAUGAACCUGUGACCGCAGCACUAAAACACUUCCUGUUCCGCACAUGUUGAAAGACUUGACAUGAGCUCUCCGAUUUCCUCUCCAUCACUUUUCUGAAAUGUUUACGGCACUGAGGAGUUUCUCCUCACAGCCAAGACAAAAUAUCAGAUGCCUUUUCAAGAAAAAAAACAGACUCUCUCUGUGGGAUGGCUUUUAUUCUGAAGACACCCCAAAGUCUUAAAAUAAAGACUUGGAUCUGCCUUUAAGGAAGAUAGCACACUCUUUUGUAGGAUGGAUGGGUUUUUUUUUUGUUUCUUUUUAAACACGGAAAGACGGUUUAUUUCCUGCAUAUUUCAUAAAGUGCUUCAUUUUCAACUCUUGCGGCGAGGCGAUUAUUCAUCAGAGGGUCUUUUUUUUUAAAGGAAGAAGCUCGGCCAAAGUGUUUCAUUCCCACUAAUAGGUUCGUGAUGACAGAAUUCACCUAACACGUGGACUUUUUAAUCGACUAAACACAUACACCAAAAUAACAGGUGGCUUCAAGGUGGCUUAUUUUGUAUCAUGUUUCUGUACUAUAGCAUAAUGCACAUCUUAAUUUUCAAAUGAUUUAUAUGUUCGGAUAUGCGUUUGCCUUUUGAAUGUUGCAGCCUUAUUUGGAGGCCAGCUCUGUCAUUUCUAAGCUGAAAUAGCUGAUGCCACACCUUUAUAUUUCAUAAAUCUGAAAUUUCACUGCGCACCCUGGAUGCGCACGUUGCUCUAAUAUUCCGAGUCUUACAGGAAGCUUUGUUUUACUGUAGUAAUCACAAUCAGCUUUCACUGAAACAGUACAUUCCCUGGUGUAUCAUUUUAAGUUGCUGUUGAGAAUGAAUAGAUGAAUAGAACAUACUGGAUGCAGUAGUUUUGACUACACGGUGACUGAGACUGAACUGUGCCAAAGGAGCAAGCUUUCUUCUUUCUUUUUUUUUGUUCUGAAUGUGUCAAGAUUUUCUUUGACAUUCUGCCAGAUCAUUUCAGUGAUGUACACGGACCACAGAACAUGCUUCUGAGUGAUUGCAGCUUCUAUACACGUGAGGCCCAGAUGCUAAAUCGCAGCGACGGCGCAGACAUUGUCCCUGUUCUCUGGAUGAUAUUCACCAUACGUGUCGCAAAAAGCGUCUGCGGGAUCGGCUGGGAGGAGAAAAUAGAAACGUUCUGAAGACGCAGCUGACAUCUGGGCUGUCAUAUCUGAAAUUUAUUGGACGUCUGGGCCGUCUGCGCUUCGGUUAAAGUGUCAAAGUGGAAUUUGAAUUACAGUUUACUAACUAAUAAGCUCUUUAGGGAUUUUGCAUAACUUCGAAUCAGUGCCAGCCUGGAAUUGGUAAAAGCAAACGGUCACAUCAGGUGAAAAGCUGACCUCCACGUUCAGCACGACAAGAAAAACAAGUCUUAAAAAUUCAGGGAAGCACUGAGUGGGGUCAAGUUUGUUUUUGAGAAAAGAAAUCUUUGGGGCCAAAAUACGAAGUGAAAAAUAACCAGACUUUCAUGGCUGUUUCAUUUGCAUGAAACAGAGCAAAUAAAUAUUCCUCGUGAUUUUUUUCCCUCUGAUUUCGAACAGCUUCAUAGCAGAACUGAGCUUAUUCCGCAGAUUUGAUAUUUGAGAAAUUGACCAACUUAAUGCUAAAUUUAGAAGUUGUUUUUCUGCAGUGGGCACUUGAUAGAAAGAUAUUCGAUGCCUUUUUUCCUCUUCAAUCAAAGUGGUGCUCUGAGAAAGUGAGGAAGGGAGGGGUCGUUAUUAAAACAGUAGAAGACCCAAGAAGUGUUCUGUAAAGAAUGAAAAUACUGACACUGUAAAUGCACUUUAGAUGGUAAAUCUAGCUGUUUUAUAGGAAACAAAAUUGGCUACAUUUUGUUCACGGGUCCGUAAAUGGACUUUUGUCGUCAGGUAAAGGGUUUCAAGGGGUUAUGCUGGUAUUUUGUUUUUAGUAUUGAGUUCCCGAUGCCAAUUUUAAUAUCCAUUCAUGAGUUAACCUCUUCCAGUUAUACUCACUUCCGAUUUGUUUUUUGCAGACUUACAAAAAAUAAAAUUCUUAAUUACAUAUAUGAAAUGCUUAGCAGAAGGUGCACAUUCUGUAUAUGUAAUUGAUAUUUAAGUAACUUAUUUUUUGCUUUUUUUCAUAUCAACUGUAAUUAGCUGUACUAUAUGAAUAGCAAUACCUUCCUGCAUAAUGCAUAUUGCUCUAGCCAGUAAGGAACUACAGUAUGUAUUGUAAAAUAUGUGUACAAAUUAUUUUAUUUGGUUUUCAUCUACCUAAUGAUUGUCCAUACAGAUUUGCCUGUGUAUUGAAACAACAAAAGUAAUGUCCAUAACUAUUUGUCAUUCUGAAAUAUAAUAAAAAAACAGUUUCUUGCCA